This is a messenger RNA of Amoebophrya sp. A25, 6916 nucleotides long. NCBI's taxonomy places the organism in Eukaryota, Dinophyceae, Syndiniales, Amoebophryaceae. The record is from the annotation of a GenBank genome assembly.
CUCAAAUCAAUUUUGGGCGAGAGACGGAGCUACACAGCUACUUCUAGUACAACUACAACUAAGUAGUCAGUUCUAGUACUUUUAUUCUCAAUAUCAAACCUGGUGACAGGAAAAAUUACACCACUAUCACAUACAGACAAGCUACUAUCGUUUCUUGCAUCUUUGUGCAUUUUUGACGGGUUAGUUUCCCUUUUCUGUGUCAUUAACCUGCUUUUUAUUCUUUCGCACCCCCACAAGAACAUCAACAAGUCUGAAUCGCCAAUCGUGGUCCACCCAGACUCCAUCGUUUUUUCUGCGUGCUUGCUUUCUCCGCGACUUGUUCGAACAUUUGGUAGACGUGCUUUUUUCCCACGUGAGACGACCAACCAGCAUGACGGUGUCAACGAGAAUUAUUCUCUCGUGCGCGACAGCAGCCCUUCCAGCGUUUGCUGUACGCACACCAACAGUGGCUGCCGAUCAGGAUGUUCCCGCCUCGGAGGUACAACUACAGUCCUUGAAGACGAACCAAGAAUCUUAAAAUGAAGACGGUCCUUGAAGACGAACUAUCGUAACCAAGAGUAGCUGGUGCUCGUAACCUCUAGCACUACUAGGAGGAUCACACGAUUACAUUUACAGGCACAAGAAUUACUAAUACUAUUACUAGCGAGAAGGUACUAAGAAGUAGAAGUUACCCAUUGAAGAACGAGGCGGAUUUUAUACAUUCGCUCACAGUGACUACAACAUUUCUAUCGUUCCUCGUCCUUGUUUACAUUUUGACUUUGAGUAUGAAUACAGUAGUGGAAUUUUUGUUGGACAGGACCUGAAGCAAGUGAGGUAGACCGACGUUGUAGCUAGGUGAUGCCAGUCCAGUAUUUUUCGACUUUUUCUAUCUUAAUUAGAAGUAUUCAUCUUUCUUGUCGUUGACCUUACCUAGGGGACCCAUCAUCCUCGGAGGCGAGCAGGUGUCAAUGGGGCUCGUUGUGCAGGAUCCACAACCUAACCUAACGCUAACCUGAUAGUAUUUUUCGACUUUUUCUAUCUUAAUGUUAAUUAGAAGUAUUCAUCUUAACAUAAUGCAUGGUAGAAGUAUGCAUCUUAACAUUUUUACAGGCUCCUCCUGCUGCGGAGCAGACGUGGAUUUUGAUGGAUCAUCCGGCCGUUAAGGAGGAGAAGGACGACCACGCAGGAUCUCAAGAUGACGCAGACGCGGUUGGGGUACAUGGUUGGGGUACAUGGAACGUGGUAGAAUUAAGGGUAGGUUUAAGGUGCUUUUGAUGCCGUUUGUUAUGGCUCUCUCCCUUAGGUGGGGACAGCCAUAACAAGCGGGAGAACCCACGAACACCAAAAGCCUACCUCUAAUAGAACCUGGCUACAACGCAAUCUCGAACGUCGCGGAGACGGCAGCAACCUCAUCGCAAAACGACGAUGAAGAUGUCGAAAUGCUUGAAGUGGAUGCUGACCCCUCUGUUUCUAGUUCUUCUCCUACUCCAGGCGGAGGCACUCAGCAAGAGGAGCAAGAGUCUGCAGAUGAAUCAACUGCAAGACUGCAACCUUUCCGACGACCAUCUUCCGAAUCUGAUGCAAAGGCAACAAGAACGUCGAAGAAGGCGUCCUCGGGUGCGAUGGAAUUUCCAGUUCCAGCUAAAAAGCGGACCCUGACCAUGUUGCCUGCCGCAGCAAAAUUUCCGCGACGAUCGAGUUCGAAACAUCUUAUGAGAACAAGAUUAUCAUUAUGUUUUAUUAUGCAUUAUUUUUGGUGUUCUAGUUGAGUUCUUCCCACCGAUUAUUGAUUUUGUGUCGUCCUCGUCCCCCCACGACGAGUGUUUUUUUACUUGACCAGCACGAGGAUCCUUCUCUUUCAUAUUUGAACAAAAGCAACGCGCUGAGCUUGCUGCGGAGCUUAACACUGGCUCCCCGGUCGAUCCGGCACUGUUUUCGGACGACAGUCGGUCGGGCGAACUCUUCAGCCUCAUCUUCGGAGAACAACUGAACUGUGAAGACCCAGAACAGCUAGGACCGCAUGAAACCGCCUUUGUCCAUGACCUCUUUGGUUGCGAUGCACAACCUCGGAUCCUCUCCGGUCCACAACUACCUCUUGCAACCGCCACUACUUCUACCGUUGACUCCUCGUCUUCUUCUCGCGCCAACCGUCGCCAGCGUGCGCGUAAGAAUAAGAAGAUGAGUGGAGCAGGUGGUAACAAGAUUCUGGUUCAGCUUCCGUUAAAAAUGUCCGCUGCUGGGGAUAGCGGGAAGGAAGAAGAUCUGAAGGCAUACGAGGACGACAAGUACGUCACGUCUCACGUCGUGAGAACAGCAUUCAAGGCAUUUUAAGAGCAGGCUUGGCAUCUUGAUGUUCUUGUUCAGUCUACCGUUAAUAUACAUAGGAGUUUUGCCUUUGUUCUGUUUCUUAAGGGGGAAGCGGCGAAGGCACCAUAACCAUACUCACCGUUUAAGAUAACUACGGCAAAAUAACCCUACGACCUCUAAGCAUUGCAAAAAAACAAGGAAGAAAAAUCGCAGGCGAAUUUGGCACUGAAGGACAGCAAAUACAAGAACAUGAAGAAAUCGUCUGCUUGCCAACAAGAACAAGGCGUUGUGACUCCCAGUACCUGUGCUUCGUCCACCGCUGCUAGUCCCGUGGUGACGUUCAAUACAGGACAUCAAUUACGGCUCAAAAUGAUAAUUUCCUAGGUGUCCGUACACAGUUGUAGUGGUCUUCAGGUUCAAGCACUGAGUUCAUUCUCUGCUUCACAGCUUAAAAAUAUCUCCAAGGGUCAUCUUCCUCUGUUUCCUUUUGGGGAGUGUUGCUUCUGAAGAAAUGCCAUUUCUGCAGAAGAUUCGGCAUUUCGUCUGACAUUGGAUGAAGAAGUGGAUUGUUUUGCGCUCUAAAUCGACAGCCUUCCCUUGCAGGAGGACGAGGUCUCCAACAAGGAGAUGUUGCCGGCACUGUGGUGACUAAGACGGCUAAACGCCGAGCCAGAACCAACAAGAAGAAGCUUCUGUUGAAGACUGGUAUCCAAGAACAGCUCCGCGAGGCAGAGGGAAUGGAGAAGGAGGACAAGUUAAGGCUGAGGCUCAUACAUCUUCACAAGAAAAAACUCAAAUACUCUCUCUUCAUGUAGUUCAUGUCCUUUUCCACCUCGAGAGGACCGUCUAGCCCUCUAAUGAAGGAAGUAGCUCCUGAUCAUGUCGUCGAAGAUGACCAACUGAGAAAGGAGGACGAUGAGCAUGAUCAAGAGUUCGAGGACUGGUGGCAAGCAAUUUGGGGAGUCGAGCCUGAGGCAGUACAGAAACUAGAUGAAUCCAACAGUACGGAAUUGCAGGACAUGAAGAAGCGGACGCACGACACGUCCACCCCCAGCAAGGCCAACGAGGUCGGGGACAAUGACUACGACUUUUCGGCUUCGAGGAUGAGGAAUGAUAUCGAAAAUAAAACCUAUCUUCAGCAAGAAGGCGACGGUGGAGGUGAUUAUUUUCGCGCUAUCUUCGAUGCUGCAAUAAAAGGCACUUCUGAACAAAAUGAAGACGAUGGUGCCGACUACUUUCGAGCCAUUUUCGACGAAGCAGAUGAACUUCAACGUGAUGAAGACUCUCAGUCCUCUCUGUCCCAACAAACAGCAACAGCAGAACAUGAUGAUGAUGAUGAAGAUGAGGAUGAUUUUCUUGACCACGAGCAUUUCCAGAGAAUCUUCGAAGAUCAGUGCAGCACUGAACAAAGGAAUCAUGAUGUCGAGGAUUGUGUCGCUGACUAUUUCCAGAUGAUUUUUGCCCCAGAAGAGGAACAGGACGAUCAGGUCCUCACAGAAGAGCAGGAAGAGGCUGCUGGAGCUGCUGGGUACUACUACAAUUAAUAUGCUGAUGUAGUUUAUUAAGUUUAAGACACGAGUAUAUGAUGAUGAUCCGUUGUAUAUGUAUGUUGACUUAAGACAUAAGACUAUCAAAUGAUGUCCGUUGGUUGUGGGACUAGCACUAGCAUUAGGUUUAGGAAACAAACGAUCAUGACAAAAUAAUGGGAGCACCUAUUAUGUACAUGAUCCACCUACUUCUCCUGAGCAGGAAAGCACAGACAGCACGAACGAGAACAAACAUGCAACUAUCUUUGUCAUCCUCAUCGAUUUAUUCACUAUCACGACUAUCUCUAUCUUAAUCGACUUCCGACUUCAACAGGGCUACCAAGCUACUUUUGCACGACCGCGCUUCUCCUGAAGCUGAGGAAGACGAUAUCAUGGGUGGUCUGGAAAAUGCCAUGUCCAAGAUGCAAGUCCGCGUUGACAACAUACCAGUACUUACUUGUGUACACUUGAGACGUCUCUAAGAUUUAGAUCUUGGUAGUGACUCUUACUCACGACCGCCGCUGUCAAUUGUCUGAUAAUUUCAUCCUUACAAAAGUUUUAUCUUUAAAAAUCAAUUUCAAUUACAAAGACAUAUACAAUUUCUUAUUCUACUUCCCGCCCUAUAUGACAAAAAAACAGACUUCUGUGCGCCACUAUAUCUUGCAGACUUUCCAGCGAGGACAGGAGAUGAAGGAGAAGCAGGAAAAGCGACAGCAGCUCCACCAGAACGAUGCUAAUAUUAUGGCUUCCCCUGAUGCAUCUUAUAAAGCAUCUCCGAGACGUUUGCAAGGGGGAAACGGUCUCAGGAUUAUGGCGAGCUCUAAUAAUAGCGAGGAUGGUGACAAGGGUGACCUGCGAUCCGAAUCUGUGUCAGCCCGUCGCGAACGAAAAACGCGGGACCGCUCUCAACGCGAUGCUAACCAAGCUAUGAAGGACGAUCGCGCGCACCGAAUGCACAGGAAGCUGUCCAUGAAACCCUCUUGGAAGCCGAAGCAUGUCACGGAUAAGGGUAAGUAUUUGAACAUGUCAUUGUAGUCACACAUGGUUAAAAGUAUCUUCUAAGUAAGGAUUUCAAUCUCUUUGUAGUUGUUCUCUCUUCUAAUUAUAGAGAGAGAGAGCUCCUGUAUACGUAAAAGUAUAGAGACGAGACGAAUAUCAAUGAAUAUGUUCAUGUAGUUAGGUCAUGAUCAAUCAUUUCGUUCAGGUAAGUUGGAAUUGCACCGGCAGCACGAGCGAGCUCUGGAGAUUGAGGAGGCGUUGCGAGAACAAGAGGCCGAUGCGAAGCUAGUUCCUGAUGUCCCUGCGUCUAUGUUGGAGGGACUGAAGGAAACAAGCACACCGGGAUACGCUAGACACCAAAACGAACAGGAGGAUCAGACGGCUCAUAUUGCCUCUAGUUCUAGUAGUACUACCAAAAAUAUUAAGGGUUUCCACAUUGCAUUCAUCUGCACUUCCAUUCUUGGCCUGUUUUCAAGUAGGAAAUGAGUCAAGGAUGUUCUGAAGAAUGCAAGAAUAGGGAAACCUUUAACAAUACCAUGAAACCAAUAACAACAGCAAAGUCUUCAUCUGCUUCUUCUUCUACGAAAACGAACAGUGCUGCGGUUGGCGGACAAACAAACGACGCCUCAACGUUCACUGCGACUACUACACUCGGCCCUGCUGCACUGAGAUCAUUAAGGCUUAGUAUAAUUCAUCUUGAGAAGCAUCUUUGUUCUUUGUCCACCCCUUUUGUAAAAGGAAAACACGGCUGCAAAGAUGCUUUUCAAGAUGAAUUUUUGUGAGCUCUAAUGAGACGCCGAAGCCACUCGAUCUAUGCUCCUCGCUCCUGGGUACCCAAGGUGAAGGAGCCCCACGGAUCAGGCACACUCUCUUCGGCCAGUGACAGUAUUAUCACUCCACAGUUGACAUUCUUCUAGAAUUACUUAAAAAAAUUGUUUCUCGUCUCUGAUUUUUUUUUUUUUUGAAAUUUCAAAUUCAUCAUCACCUUCACCGCCACUGCAGUUUCUUGUAUCAAUUCGUUCUGCAUCUUCAAACUUGAUGAUCAUAGAACAACACGAUUGGUGCUGUUCAAAGCUAAAAAGCACUAGAUGGUAGGACCUUCAAGCUCUAAAUCCAGUCACCAAGACGACCACCUGCACUCAGGUAGUCCGAGUAAAGCCGACCUUCGAGCGUUAGAGACAGACUCCAAGCGAGGCAAGCGAGAGGCGGCACGCCUUCGUAGUGAAUCUAUAGCAAGCCAGCGUGCGGAGGAUCAGGCACGCCAAAGCCGUAAAGGUCUAUCCAGAUCCGCUUUGCAAGCGCAACGUACUAAGAUUUGUAUUUUCUGUGAUGUGUUGGUGUUGGACAACAUGAUGGACUUAGCUGUUUAUUUGUAGUUGUACGUAGUACACUUAGUAACACUGGGCUGUUGAAGUUCUUUUUCUUAUUCUAUCAUUUUCGUGCUACUGCAAGUACAUGCUCUUCCCGUGUUCGAUGAAUCAACCUGUUGAAACUUUCAUCAUAUUGACCUAUGCAUGUCUCCUACAGAAAAGCAUUUUUUCUUUUGGAAACAUUUAUUUCUCUCAGAUGAAAGUAAAUGGCAGGACUGCUCCCGAAAAGAAACUUUUUUUUAACAAACCACCUUCGCACUUAUUUAUAUAUUUUAACUUUUAGCCUAGUGUUCUUGUGAUGCAUGCUGCCCCUCAAGACUUACUUACUUAUAAGCGCACAAAUAACUUAAACGAUCACGAUGGUACUUCAUGCUAACGAAGUAUCGACGACCUCUACUUACACGAGAUUCUCUUUUUCUCUCAUUUGGCCGACUUUGUACGAACGCGAGCGAAUUCAGCGAACAUUUAUUUUCGAAUUUUAGAUUUUCGUAUUCCUUGACUUUCUAUUUUUUUUGCUUUCUUUCGGCUGCUGUUUGAACAUUUGCAGCAGCCUAGUUUUCCAAUCAUCUCCUUCCACCUGGAGAAAUAAACUAUGCAGUAAUAGCAAGCUCUUCCUGCGCAAAUUUUACAGGCAGCCGUAACUUGCCGGCGUCUCGCAUGCAGCCGGAUUCGACUGCUACGGAGGGCCCCUCCUUAGCUGGCAAGCUGGGACGAAAAUGGAGGGCGAUGCAGUAG